AUGCGGGUUUUCCUCGGAUUGUUGGCUCUUUUUUCCCUGAUUUUGCCGCAAAUCUCGGCUCAAACCAGGUCGUUGGAAGAGAAAGUGAAGAUCCUCCAAGACUCGCUGCUGAAGAGACCUUUCAUCAACCUGAACAACGACAAAUGGCGUCAAUUGGUUCGGUCACAACCGAGAAAUUACAGUAUGAUUGUGAUGUUCACGGCUAUGGGCUCGGAUUUCCAGUGCGCGAUUUGCAAACCAGCCCAUGAGGAGUUCACAAUUGUCGCCAAUUCUUAUCGAUACUCCUACUUGCACGCCAAGAACUUGUAUUUCGCGGUUGUGGACUAUGGAGACAAUCCACAGGCUUUCCAACAGGUGGGUUAUGUUGUACUUGAUGUCCUUGGUUUUUAGGUCCUAAUGAAAGGUUUUUGUGGGGAUUUUGCAAGGAACAGUUGACGUAUAGCAAGUUUAUGCUCUAUAUUUGCUUUUGUAGUAAAAGUACCCGCAGUUUUAAGUUCUACAAAAGAAAUAUGUUAUUCAUGAGGUCUGUUGAUAGGAUCCAAAAAACUGAGAGCUGUAAUUUCAUCCAAGGUGUUUCCAGAAUUACUGGACUCUGCUUUUCUCGCUGAUUUUAAUUUAAUUUUCAGUCCACAUGUUUAAAAAUUAUAUUGUACUAGACAUCAGAUUUCCAAAAACGCAUUGAAACCUGUCUGUCAACUUAUUAAUUAGGUGUCGAAGGGUAAAAUAUGGAUUGUUUUAGCUCAAUUUGAACACUGCUCCAGUCAUCUUCCACUUCCCAGCCAGAACCACCAACAAGAAACCUGAUCAGAUGGACUUCCAAAGAUCUGGAUUUGGUGCCGAAGCCAUUGCUAAGUUUAUUCAAGAGCGCACUGAUGUUAAUGUGAGAUUUAUUUUAAAUUUAGUUUUGUCUUUCUCCAACCAUUUUGAUAAAACUUAAAUUUUAGAUCCGAGUAAUGCGCCCACCGAAUUACGCUGGUCCAAUUGUGAUUGUUCUCUUGGUCAUGUUGAUCUUGGGAAUGUUGUACAUGCGAAGAGACAGCAUGGACUUCUUGUAUUCGUCCAACUUCUGGGGAUUUGUUUGUGUGGUGAGUUAUUUUUAUUGUUCUUGUUGAAAUUUAGGCACAGAAGAGAAAAGAAAGACAACUGGAAAUAUGAAUUAUUCAGUAAACAAAAAAUUGCUUGCUAUACCUGUAAUUAAAUUACUGAUAUUUUGCGAUAUUUUUUUCAUUUUUUGCAUCUCAAACCUACUACAAUAUAACGACAUCAAAAAUUUCAGGCCUUUGUCCUCGCCUUCCAGUCUGGACAGAUGUGGAAUCACAUCCGCUCACCUCCAUUCCUCAUGACCCAUCCCCAAUCCCGCCAGACUUCUUUCAUCCAUGGCUCCACUCAGUAUCAGCUGAUCGCUGAAACUUAUAUCGUUUUUGUCUUGUACGCCUUGAUUUCUUUGGGAAUGGUGUUCUUGAAUGAAAGUGCAUCUGGAAAGCUGACUGAUCAACAAGGGAAGAAGAAAUGUAAGUUGAUUUUGGCUUUGUGUUGAGGAUUUUAGGGAGAAAGUUAGUGCACAGUGCGGGACUGGGAAUAUAAGUUCGAAAUUGAGGUCUGCGGUAAAAUUUUUUUUGAUGAAUAGUCCCUUUUUUUGCUUGUUUUGAUAGAAAACUUGGAUUUAUAUCGCGGUAUUGAUUUUUGGUUGAGUUGCGAUAUUAUACUUGAGAUCAGAUAUAAUAAAAACACGAAAAUAUCAAGUUUUUUGCAGAUUUUGUGGAGGGAUUAGUGUAAAAAUAUAACAGUGAUGGCCCGUAGAUGAUUUUACUAGAAAAUAAGGCAAUUUCGACGAACUUUUUAUAUUGCACUAGACAUCAAAAUCCUAAAAAGAUCGUUUUCUCCCUCAAGAAUUACCCAAAUGUAAUAAUAAUCUCUAUUUCAGUCUUUUGCUACGCCGGAAUCGGGCUGGUUGUUAUAUUCUUCAGCUUGCUCCUCUCCGUUUUCCGCAGCAAGUACCAAGGAUACCCAUAUCACUUCCUCUUCAGUUAG
Bursaphelenchus xylophilus (pine wood nematode) is the source of this 2031-nucleotide messenger RNA. The record is from the annotation of a GenBank genome assembly. NCBI's taxonomy places the organism in Eukaryota, Metazoa, Nematoda, Chromadorea, Rhabditida, Aphelenchoididae.